GCAUUAUCUAUUUGAAGUCGCACCUCGGGCGGUACUUGUCGGUGGACACGUUCGGUAAUGUAUUGUGUGAAUCCGAGGAGCGAGACGCCGGCAGCAGGUUCCAGAUCAGCAUCACCGACGAUAACUCGGGGCGCUGGGCGCUGAAGAAUGAACAACGCGGCUACUUUCUCGGCGGCACGCCUGAAAAACUAACUUGUACGGCAAAGGCACCGGGCAAAAGCGAGCUUUGGAGCGUUCAUCUGGCCGCCAGGCCACAGGUGAAUCUGCGAUCUGUUGGCCGUAAGCGGUUUGCUCAUCUGUCCGACUCACAGGACGAAAUUCACGUGGACGCCAACAUUCCAUGGGGCGAGGACACACUCUUUACGCUUGAGUUCCGCGCCGACGAGGAAGGUCGCUAUGCCCUUCAUACGUGCAACAACAAAUACCUCAACUCGAAUGGUAAGCUAGAAGUCCGCUGUUCUGAGGACUGUCUGUUUUCGGCCGAAUACCAUAGUGGGCAUUUGGCCCUGCGUGAUCGCCAUGGUCUAUACCUCUCGCCGAUUGGGUCGAAGGCAGUGCUGAAGUCACGCUCACAAACAGUCACCAGGGACGAGCUAUUCUCACUCGAGGACUCAUUGCCGCAGGCGUCAUUCAUUGCGGCGCUCAACAACAAGUAUGUGUCGGUGAAGCAGGGCGUUGAUGUGACCGCGAAUCAGGACGAGAUAGGCGAGAACGAGACGUUCCAGCUCGAGUUUGAUUGGUCGGCACACCGAUGGGCGCUACGCACCACGCAGGACCGCUAUUGGUGUCUGUCGACAGGUGGAGGUAUCCAGGCUACUGGCAAUCGUCGCUCCGCCGACGCACUGUUUGACCUUGAGUGGCACGGCGAUGGGUCGGUUUCAUUCCGCGCCAAUAAUGGCAAACUGUUGGCAACCAAGCGCUCCGGUCAUCUGUUCGCAACUGCCGAGGUCAUCGAAGAAACGACCAAGUUCUAUUUCUAUUUGAUCAAUCGGCCGAUUUUGGUGCUAAAAUGUGAGCAAGGCUUUGUCGGUUACCGUGCCCCGGGCAGCAACAAGCUCGAAUGCAACAAGGCCAUCUACGAGACGAUCUUGGUCGAGCGGGCUCAGAAAGGUAUCGUACAUUUCAAGGGACAAAACGGAAAGUACUGGCGGGUAGAUGGGGAAGGCAUUGCUGCUGAUUCAGAUGUGCAGUGUGACGGUUUCUUCAUCGAACUACGCGAACCCACGCGCAUUUGUCUACGCUCAAGUGAUGGACGUUACUUGGGAGCCACUAAGAACGGUACCUUCAAGCUGGUGGACACCGGUUACGAUACCGCUACUCAAUGGGAGUAUUAAAAAGAUCAUUCAAAGCAUCCUCGCUCAUUGAAAUUAAUGAAACACUCAAUCCAAUUAAUUCUCUCUAUUUAGAUAUUCGCUUGCUGAUAUUAUGAAAUUCAUUAUUUAUCAACUUUGUGAUUCCACUUUACCCCGAAUAGAUAUUCCUUGUCAAUUGCUUUGCUGUAACAGAUAAUCCUCGGAAUAAGGUUAGCUCCAUUUCGCCGUAUUAUUUGUCCAAAGCUUCCGAUCAAUGUGUAAUAACGGUAAACGUUUACACAGAAUAAAGGCUAAUCCGUCAGAUGUACGUAUUACACGAGUUUGCAGAAGAAUAAUAUAGGGAGAGGGAGUGAGGAGUCAGUAGUAAUGACGCUUCCACUUUUCAGAGCGAAAUGAAGAAAGCGAACAUCUAUCAAAUAUAUGUUCAUGCCCAGAAGAAAUAAAAUGCAAUUGAAUAUCUUUCGAAUAGUGGCAUUCAUGGAACAAACACAACAAUGAAGGGAAAUUAACUUUGACAUACCAAUUUUUUCACAGAGCACACGAACUCAUAUCUCAUUACGCUUUUUAUAGUGCAUGCCUGAAAAUAGCAAAGAUUGGAAAAUCAUGUAAAAUUGGAAUGUAGACGAUAAUACUUAUAAUUAUAAAAUGGGGACACUGUUCUUUCCUCAUCACCAUUCCCUCCAGACACUGCCUUUGUUCACAAUCCCGAUCUACAGUUACACAUAUUGUUCUGACAGUAGCGAAUAAUGUGAAGCUCGCAUAAAUACCUUCAUUCCACCUCAUUUCUGUAAUCCAAGUAUCUUCAGGCUGACAUUUGUUUUCUGUACCUCAAUAAUGUCGAAGCAUAUACACCUGACGAAGUAGCAACAAAUUGCUUGCUAAAUGAAAUUUGAGUUUAAUGUAAUUCAUAUUUGAAUUUGAAGAGCUAUUGCAGCUAAUUUCUAUAAAUCUAAAAAUUACAAUGGUGUGAUCUUUGCAUUUUCUUUCUGCAUUGCGAAUAAACGUCCCCGGGCGUUGUAUUGUAUACGAAGACACACCUUAUAGGAUCAGAGCAAGUUAUUACAACAUGAAUUGAUGCUUUGCUUACUAAAUUAAAUUUACAUUCGGGAAAUUACUGCUGUCGUCAGUUACAGCGAGAAAAGCAAACAUUACAAUAACACAGCAACAGUAUAGGUUCUCAUUUUGAGGGACAACUAUUUUUUUUAAAAUCUAUUGCUAUACGUAUGAAACAUUUAAAUAUUAACACCUUUCGCGUUUAUAUCGACACAGUGUGGUACACGAUGUUGAGGCUGUAGUACGUGUGAACUAUAAUAAUACGUGUGAGGUAUAAUACUACGAGAAGUUGUAUGCUAUCCAGAUAAAAUGAUCACACAGGAUUCGUCGCUGUGUCUCGUGGUAGGUGCAUUAUAUUAGGUAUGUGUAUUUAUCCAAACGUAUCCUCCUAUUAAGUCUAUCGUAUCCACACGCUCGCAUGAGCUGAAGGGAACUAUUAUUUAGUUGGGUACUACAUCCCAUAAAUAAAAUCUUACGCACAUCCCAUAGAGAUGUUAAAACCUUACCCUUUGCGAAAUCAACAAUUGAAGCUACCGACAACUGUGAAAGUUUGGCAUUGAAUUGGCAAAAGGAUGAGGGGCACUAUAUGAGUGCUUUGAUCGAGAAAAAAUUCAUUGAGGAAAUGUGUUUAGUGCUGGAAAAGAGGUAUUUGGUUCACGCGAAAUUGUUGGAUCGAAAUUUAACGCUCUUCCAGAAACUGUAAUACACGUUUCGUUAAAAAUGGUAUCAAUAGAGAAGAAAUAUACUUAAAUGUAAUAGACAAGACCCAAUAACGGUCCUGUUAUAUUAUACAUUUCGCAUCGCGCUUCUCCCAAUUGAAUGCUUUUGAUGGCUUCGAUAAAUCAUGGAAAUGUAACAUUGCGUGUGUGUUUUUGUCUGUGGGUAUGUGAAUGUAAGUGUUUCUAUGUUAAACUAUAACUUAUACAAGAACCAUCCAUGGUCACAGAAUCAAUAAAUCAUCAUCAUUAAUCGUGGUUU
This is a messenger RNA of Anopheles bellator, 3344 nucleotides long. RefSeq names its product protein singed (gene singed). The record is from RefSeq and is a predicted model, not a curated record. Gene Ontology annotation, cellular component: actin cytoskeleton; cytoplasm. The annotation marks the transcript as partial. Gene Ontology annotation, biological process: actin filament bundle assembly; cell migration; establishment or maintenance of cell polarity. Gene Ontology annotation, molecular function: actin filament binding; protein-macromolecule adaptor activity. NCBI's taxonomy places the organism in Eukaryota, Metazoa, Arthropoda, Insecta, Diptera, Culicidae. The transcript has 4 exons.